This is a messenger RNA of Trypanosoma conorhini, 1101 nucleotides long. RefSeq lists its product as uncharacterized. The record is from RefSeq and is a predicted model, not a curated record. Lineage: Eukaryota; Euglenozoa; Kinetoplastea; Trypanosomatida; Trypanosomatidae. Bases 1 to 1101 code for a protein of 366 amino acids. The transcript has a single exon.
AUGCAGCCGCGCUCCACUAGAAUAGCGAGGACAUUUCUGAGCGAGUUGGCGCGGCGCAGCUCUGGUGCCAACGUAGUUCCCCCGCGCUUCACUCAUGCAUCGCGGAAUGUACUGAACAAUUUGCGUGUGGGGCCGCGUGGCAGCAGCCUGGCGUGUCACAGUCCCUUCUUACAGGACGGUAGCCCCUGCUGGAUCCAAAACCGCAUCUUUGAUGCGCCAAACAAGCACCUCUUUCUGGAUCCUGGCGGCUCAUGGUGUCACUUGUGCCGUGAGCCGUUGGGAGUCUCGGCGGCUGGUCACCUCUCUGACCGUGAGCACCACAACCAUCAACUCUUCCUGUUUCUUGCAGCCGCGUUUCCACGCGGUGAAUAUGGGGAGCAUUUUAGGCCCUCCUUUUCCCCGCAUGCUGUUUUUACUGGUGCGGCGCGGUCCUUUCCGAGACUUGUACAGACUGUAGUUGGUGGGCACGUUCACACAGAGCAAGACGCUCUGCGACGUGCCUCCUUGGAGUCGAUGCUUAUCGACCUUAGCGACGGCGAAUCUCGCGGGGGGAGGCCGAUAUUGACGGCAUUUCAUGGCGCCGUUGCCCCCGAGCUUGCACACAGCGGAGAGCGAUUGUUUAAGGGCGCCGUGUCGCGGCUUAUUGUGGAGUGGUUCCCGGCACUAGGCCCCGGUGCCAUCACGCAGAUUGCCCACAAAUGUUGGGGGAGGUCGAAUUUGGAGAGCGUGUUUGACGCGCUCCGGAUGCAGUCGCUUGUGAACUGGCGAUGUAGCGAUGCGGCUUGGGAGGCAUCACCGGCUGCGAGAAACAUUGCAUGGAAAUCCGUUCUUAGACGAACGCUUUCCACAAAAACGGAAAAGGCCACUUUUGUUCGGUCGCUCCUGUGGGAGUUGACAACGCGGUGUGAAGAGGCGGCGGGCUGUGAUAAGGCACUGCCGUACACUGAGACGGAAAAGCUGAUGCUUGAGCUUACCAGGCGCCAGCUGGCGUUCGAGAUGGUUUUUCUGCAGUCUAUGAAAUACAUGCAACACGCGGAUCAACUAUUGCGGGAAAUGUCGUUCCCGUCUGUUGACACGCUAAUGUCAAUGGGUGCCGCGUAG